UCCGCCCCCCGCCCCCGGGCCCAGCGCAGCCAGGCGAGCGGCGGGAGCACCGCGCGGCCGCGGCGGAGGCGGCGCCGAGGGAGGGCGGCGGGCCGAGCGGAGCGCCCCGGCCAUCCGUGUCCGCCGCCAGGAUGCCCCGGCCGGUGGGCCGCUCCGCCGCCAGCUGCCCCCGGCGGCCCGCGCUGGGUCCCGGGGCGUGGGCACCGCAGCCCGAGCCGGAGGCGGGAACGGCGAGCAGGAGCCCCGGGAGCCCCCAAACAGGCUGCUCGCGGUUCCUGGCGUCCCUGAGCCACCGCCUGUGAGGGCUGCUGCCCACGCCAAGGUCUGGCUCCAAGGAGGAUGCCUCGGCCGCUUGCCAGCUCCCGUUUGCACCAUGAGUGAUGAGCGGCGACUGCCUGGCAGUGCGGUAGGCUGGUUGGCAUGUGGAGGCCUCUCCCUGCUGGCCAACGCCUGGGGCAUCCUCAGUGUGGGUGCCAAGCAGAAGAAGUGGAAGCCCCUGGAGUUCCUGCUGUGCACUCUCGCAGCCACCCACAUGCUCAACGUGGCCGUGCCCAUCACCACCUACGCCGUGGUGCAGCUGCGACGGCAGCGCCCCGACUACGAGUGGAACGAGGGCCUCUGCAAGGUCUUCGUGUCCACCUUCUACACCCUCACCCUGGCCACCUGCUUCUCCGUCACCUCCCUCUCCUAUCACCGCAUGUGGAUGGUCCGCUGGCCUGUCAACUACCGGUUGAGCAAUGCCAAGAAGCAGGCAGUGCACACCGUCAUGGGCAUCUGGAUGGUGUCCUUCAUCCUGUCAGCUCUGCCCGCUGUCGGCUGGCACGACACCAGGGAACGCUUCUAUACCCACGGCUGCCGCUUCAUCGUGGCCGAGAUUGGCCUGGGCUUCGGCGUCUGCUUCUUGCUGCUGGUGGGCGGCAGUGUGGCCAUGGGGGUGGUCUGCACGGCCAUCGCCCUUUUCCAGACGCUGGCCGUGCAGGGGGGGCGCCAGGCUGCCUGCCGCACCUUCACUGUGCCCACCAUCGUAGUGGAGGAUGCCCAAGGCAAGCGCCGCUCUUCCAUCGAUGGCUCGGAGCCAGCCAAAACCUCGCUGCAGAUCACGGGCCUGGUGGCCACCAUCGUAGUCAUCUAUGACUGCCUCAUGGGCGUCCCCGUACUGGUGGUGAGCUUCAGCAGCCUGCGGGCUGACGCCUCGGCACCCUGGAUGGCGCUCUGUGUGCUGUGGUGCUCUGUGGCCCAGGCCCUGCUGCUGCCUGUCUUCCUCUGGGCCUGUGACCGCUACCGGGCAGACCUCAAGGCCGUCUGGGAGAAGUGCAUGGCCCUCGUGGCCAAUGACGCAGACUCAGAUGAUGAGAGCAGCCUGGAAGGCAGCAUCCCUCCAGACCUGGUGUUGGAGCGCCCCCUUGACUACAGCUGUGGAGGUGACUCUGUGGACCUGGACAGGAUGGCCUAUGAGCUCUCUGCUCUGGAGGAGGGUCUGCCCCAGCUCUACCCACUGCGGCCCUUGCAGGAAGACAAGAUGCAGUACCUCCAGGUCCCACCCACACGGCGCUUCUCCCAUGACGACUCCGAUGUGUGGGCUGCCGUCCCCCUGCCCUCCUUCCUGCCACGCUGGGGCUCCGGCGAGGACCUGGCCGCCCUGGCACACCUGGUGCUGCCCUCGGGGCCCGACCGGCGCCGCGGCAGCUUGCUGGCCUUCACUGAGGACGCGCCCCCGUUCCGCCCUCGCCGCCGCUCGGCUGAGAGCUUGCUGUCGCUGCGCCCCCCGGCCCUGGACUGCAGCCUGCGCCACACCCACGACUCGUCCCCCAGCAGCCCUCGCCGCCGGACUGGGCCUGGUGCCCGCUCCGCCUCGGCCUCACUGUUGCCCGAGGCCUUCGCCCUGACCGACUUCGAGCAUGAGCCGCAGGCCCUGUGCCGCCCACCGGCCCCGGCCCGGCCCUUCCCCACUUUGCGCUCAGAGUUGGGUGAAGCCCCAACGCCCCCUGGCGGCGCGCGGAGGAGCCCAGGGCCGCGCCGGGCUGCACGUGCGCACACCGGGCACCUGCAGACCAGCCUGAGUGUGUCUUGGGGCGAGCCCGGCGGCCUGCACGUGGUGGUUGGCGGCGGCGGUGGCAGUACCAGCAGCUUCCUGAGUUCGCCCUCUGAGUCCUCGGGCUACAUCACACUGCACUCGGAGUCGCUGGGCUCAGCAUCCUAGGGUUGGCAGGUGUCUCCUAAGAACACUAGGCAGCCGAGUCGCCUGCGAGGACCCCAGCACCAAAGAUGCCACUUGUGUCCCGCAUAGACAACAUGCCACCCCUCUCGGUGGUAAGGAAGUACCCGCCACAGCACCUCUGUUCUGGCUCCUCCCUGCCGGUGUUACCUGGGGGCACGAUGGCUGCCCCCCUGGACACCUGUGCUGGGCAUGGCAUCUCCUGGGACCAGUGAGGCUAGGCUUGGGUAGUGAGCCACGUCUGCACAUGGACUGCACCAACCCUCUGCAACUGGACUAGGUGCAGGGACCCUGAGACGGGGCCACCAUCAGAACAAAGUCCCAGUCUUGGAAAAGCUGGAACCAGAAACACUGAAUUGCAGACCACCCUGCAGUCUGCACGCAACUGCCACACCUCAGGGGCAUGGAUGGCAGAGGGUCUCUCUAAGCACAGGGGUCUUCAGAGCCCAAACAAGCUCUCUGAGCAGGUCUCCCAGUCUGUGACCUGUUCUGCCUCAUUUUCCUAUCUAUGAUGAACAGGUGACCAUGUUCUCUCUCAGGGCUGUUUGAAGUCUCCUGGUCAGUGUGCCCUGGCCACUCAGUGGACCAGGUGUGAGAGGAAGUCAGGGCCCUCUUGGGGUCCUUUGUGAGUGUCAGGCUUCAGCAUGUGGCCCCCAGGCCUGAGGCCUCCCACUCUCAGUGCCCCAGCCCCCUUGGAGACUGACAUUCCACCCUAGCUAAGCACAACACUUCUGCACCAUCACCAUUAGCACCACAGCCACCUUAGCCACCAUUAGUGUCCCCAUGCUCAUUACUCCACCAUAGCUGCCUGUCCCCCACCACGUCAGCCACCUCUGACUCCCACCAUGAAAGAUGUGGACUCAUGGUUCAAAGGACUGAAGCAAAGGGGAGGUGGGCUUCUUAGCCAGUGCCCAUCCCCAGCCUCACCCCUACCUACCCUGAAAAGGACCCUCCCCCACCCUGGGACAGGGCUUCUCUUUGCUCUCCUUCCUUGCAGGCCAGGGCUCUGCCAGGGCCCAGGUCUUCCUAGGUGAAGGAGAGGCUCAGGAAUAGCUGUGACCUCAUGGAGGGAUAUCACUGACAUCACGCAGUGACCCCUCAAAGUGAGGACCUGAAGCCUGUUUCAAGGCCAGCACAGAGCCAGCCUGUGUCCUGGUUCCUCUGCCUCUUAGGUGGCUAGGCCCAUUUCCUAACCUUCCAGACAGGGUUCCAGCUCCAGAGGGGCCACUGAGGGUAGGGGCAGAUGACUGCCCAACUUGACUUCAGAGGCCUCUCUUGUCCCUAGCAUAGGAUAAAGGGCAUGGGCCAGACAUAGGUGAGCAAGGGUCAGGGGGGACUGCAGUUCAGCCCCAGCCACAAGAGGAGUCCUCUCUGACCAGUGCUGCUGUGCCUUCAAGAACAGAUGUGUCACAUGGGGACAGAGGCCACCAGCUAGCCACUGUCCCCCCAAAAACUUACCUAUUUUUCACCUUGUGUUUUCACUGAAAAAUUUCAUAUCCAAUGGCAAUACUUGCAGUGGGGACAUAGUCCUCCCAAAUCACUCCAGUCUUGGUUGUUGCAAAAUUUCAGGGAGGACCCCAAAGUGGAGGACCCUGGGGCUCUCUCCCACACUUUGUCUAGCCUCCAGGCCUGUUUGCUGUGUUUGAGCUCGACCCUGGACUUGGCUGGGGAGGGAGCUCUGUCUACAGACCACAUCCAUCCCAGAGCCAGGGCUCCGUUUGUAGUUUUUUUGUUUUGUUUUGACAACUGAGCAUUUCUCUUCUGUACAGGACCCAAUAAAAACUUCUGUAUGAUUUGCA
Molecule: messenger RNA, 4014 nt
Organism: Sciurus carolinensis (gray squirrel)
Lineage: Eukaryota; Metazoa; Chordata; Mammalia; Rodentia; Sciuridae
Gene: Gpr153
Product: G protein-coupled receptor 153
Exons: 6
Coding region: 374-2200 (608 amino acids)
Biological process (GO): G protein-coupled receptor signaling pathway
Cellular component (GO): membrane
Molecular function (GO): G protein-coupled receptor activity
Source: RefSeq, a predicted model, not a curated record